This is a messenger RNA of Cladocopium goreaui, 795 nucleotides long. The record is from the annotation of a GenBank genome assembly. Lineage: Eukaryota; Dinophyceae; Suessiales; Symbiodiniaceae.
AUGAGGCCCGCUGGCGAGGCUUCAAUCGUGGUGGACUGUUUGGGGCGUAAGUUGCGGGGCCUGGUGAAGGUCCAACCCUUCGCUGGCGAAGGCGGCGAAGGUCCCCCGCAGUUCGCCAAGGAGCGGGUGCAGGUUGAAGCUGCGGAUGACUUGUUGCCCUUGAUCACUGGCACCAAAAAGUUGUACAUGACUGGAGCACCGGCUGGAGAUGAGGAGAUUAUCUGCAGGGAACGAACUUUGGUGGCUCAGUGGUUGCAGAGAAAGUUGCAGCCCCAAUUUGAAACUCCCAUUGAGGUCACCAGUGCGAGCGCCUCGCAUCACGGCAAAGUCCUGGCGCGAUUUGCUGGGUCAGAAGAGCCAUCCAAGAGCUGGCAGCGAUUUUACAGCACUUUUCAUAUUGAUCAUAAGCAAAACACCGCUUCCAUGGAGGAAGGGGUGCAAGUGAAUGUGUGGUUGAACCUGUCGGAGCAACCCAUCUCAGAUUUCAACCUGGGUUUUCUUCAGCGUGCGGGAUGCAUCAUGGCAGGUGGAGAGUUGCCAUUGCUGACGCAGGAGGAUUUGGAAGAGGUGACCAUUCGCUACCAGGCAGAACUCACCAAGGAUCAGGCCUUGAUCUUUCAGUCCACUGGUGCGCAAUCCGUGGUGCACGGCUGCUUUCGCUUCCAGGAUGUGGAUCAAUUGACCCACGCCCCUCGUUACUCCUUGGAGUUUCGCUUGCUCCUGCGACAGCUGCGAGUUUCGCUGCCGGAACCUUGCAGAGGCCACAACGGCCACAACGGCCACAACCACAGUUGA